Messenger RNA from Closterium sp. NIES-67, 2186 nucleotides. NCBI's taxonomy places the organism in Eukaryota, Viridiplantae, Streptophyta, Zygnematophyceae, Desmidiales, Closteriaceae. The record is from the annotation of a GenBank genome assembly.
AGGGAAUCCCGCCACUGCAGCAACCCUGCUGAACGGACUCAGUGGUCACUUUUUUCCUGUCGCGCGAAAUUCCGCGAAAAGAACACGUCCGCGAAAUGCUCGUCAACUGUCAACAACGAACUGCGUCGCGUUCGGAUCCAGAAGCCAUUGGUACAAGACGGUCGAGCCAUCAUGGCAAAUCGUCGCCUUUUCGUCGUCCUUUCCGUGUUGUGCGCUCUCGCCGCCGUUCCCACUGCUACCUCCACCUAUGACUCUCCAGCAUCCGCCACCCUGUCUGACGUGCCAAUAGGACUUUCUGACGCGAUUCCGGAAGGUCAUGAUGACGCAGUUCGUUUUCUACCGGAAGCCGUGUCAUCUCAAUCUGAGCCCGUUUCAUCUCAGCCUGAGGCCGUUUCAUCUCCAUCGGAGCUUGUUUCAUCUCGAGUCACGGCCGUUUCACAGUGGGAUGCGUUCGAAACGGAGCUCAGGCAAUUCGGUGGAGAUGAUCCCAUUGUAGAGGUCAACGCCACCACUCUCAACCGCCUCUUUGAGCUUCUCACCGCUUCCAACCCCACAGCACUCACCUCUUCUCCCCCCUCUUCUCCCUCCUCGUCUCCCGCCUCUACCCCUUCUUCUCCCUCGUCCUCCUCCCCCUCCGCAACCCCUCCGCUCGCACUUCCCUUCUCCCUUCCGCCCACCUCCGCACCUCCUGCCACAUCCCCCCCCUCAACCUUAGACUCCGAGCACACCCCCAAUGAUCUCCCCCAUACCUGCCCUAGCCACACCGGUCCCCAAGGAAAAUGCAACAGCAAGAGUAACUCUGUAACCAGCACCAGCACCACCACGAGCACCACCAGCAGCACUAGCAGCACCGUCAGCAGCAGCACCAGCGGCAGCAAGAGCAGCAGCAGCGGCAGCAAGAGCGGUGUGACCCAUCAUGGUUCGGCGGUGUGCCGUGCAGCGUGUGUGCUGGUGUACACCGACUGGUGCCCCUUCUCCUCACAGCUGCGCGUGCUGCUGGGAGCCUCUGCGCCGCUCUUCCCCCACAUGCUGCUCGUCGCCAUCGACAAGAAGGAGCUCAGACCCAGCGUUCUGUCCCGCAUGGGCGUGUACAGUGUCCCUGCGCUGUUCCUCCAGAACUCCACCACUCGGAUUCGGUACCGAGGCCCACGCACCGCAGCACACCUCUCCGAAUACAUCUCGGCAUUCACUCGAUGUCCCACGAGUUCCCCUUUCUCUCCCCUGCAGCCCUCCCCCAACCCCUUCUCCUCAGACUCCUCUCCCCUCAGCCUCUGGUUUGGGUGGGACCAACCCUCCUCCUCCGUUCCCUGGGGCUCCAAGCGCCCUGGACCUGCCUCGCCUCCCAUUGCUGCCGACUCAUCACAAGCGGGUACUGACUCAUCCAAAGCUGUUGGUGAGUCAUCACAAGCUGGCGCCGCCAACACAGGCACAGGGGUGGAACGAGGAGCGAGGAAUCAGGUACAAUCAACGGGUAAAGACGAUCCUUAUUCCCACGGGGUGGCAUCGAUUGUCCACAUGUGCCCAUACAUGGCAGCCCGGGACGACUCGAGGCGUCAAACCAGGCAUCUCAAGCAGCAGCGGUGGUGGCAACAGGGGGAAGAAUCAGGAGGGAGUGAGGGUGAAAGAGGCACCAGAGGGGUGGGGAGGGGGAGGUUUGUGUGCCCGUAUGCGUGGGCUAUUCGGCCAGAGUCUCUCCUCUCGGAGUCCUUCUGCCUGUGGUUCUCUGGAGUGUUUCUCAUGGGGCGAUGCCUGGUGUGGCUUGUGAAAGGGAGGGGGCUGGGGAGGGGAGGGACAGGGCAUGCUGGAGUCGAGGGGCACAUGGAGGGAGGGCCACAGGUGCAGCCAGAGCAGCAGAGAGAGCGGCCGGACCAAUAGCAGAACCAUGCUGUACUGUGUGCCAACUUCAAUGGUAGGUGUUUAACACUGGCCUGGACUAUGGUAUGACUCUGCAGACUUGCGGCAUGGGUGUCGGGAGGAGAAGGCUAGAUGAGAAUUAUGCACACAGAAUUUGGGGGGUGAAGUCACGGUUCAUAAUUUUGACUACAUGUAGGAGUGGAAGUGUAUAGGGUUGUAGAAGUUGUGAUAUGUCAAAUAUUUUGCAUGUGUGCACUCUCAUCUCGUAGGUAUUGGUUUUGUACACCGUGGUUGAUCCCAUCCCCCUUGAAAUCUAUUUCAUCUCCUUCACU